This is a messenger RNA of Cottoperca gobio, 914 nucleotides long. It is a transcript of the gene ponzr1, whose product is annotated as plac8 onzin related protein 1. Bases 164 to 556 code for a protein of 130 amino acids. The record is from RefSeq and is a predicted model, not a curated record. Lineage: Eukaryota; Metazoa; Chordata; Actinopteri; Perciformes; Bovichtidae. The transcript has 4 exons.
CGGAAAUAGGGGGAAGUAUUUACUGGAAAUCGAAACAGCGGUUUUUGUUCACACAUCUGCAGCUUUGAGCGCUGUGUGAUCACAACCUUUGUAAUUUGUAUUUCUCCACAGCUCACCUAACUACACAAAAAGUUUCUCCAUUUCUGUCUUGUAUCCUCAAGUCAUGGCCGUCCACCAGCAGCCAACCCAGGUGGUGACAAUGAUGACAUCUACCCAAAGUCCUGGGACAUGGAGCACCGGCCUCUGCGAUUGCUGCAGUGAUAUGGGCACAUGUUGCUGUGCUAUGUGGUGCUUCCCCUGCAUGCAGUGUCAGACAGCCGGUGAUCAUGGCUGGUGCUGCUGCAUGCCACUUCUGGACGUCUGUUGCGUGGUGUCCUGCUUACUCCGCACCUCCAUCAGAGAGCGCCACAAUAUUCCCGGCUCGUGCUGUGACGACUGCUGCAAGUUGUUAUGGUGUUUCCCGUGUGUCUGGUGCCAGAUGAGCCGUGAGGUGAAGAUCAGGGGCAACCGACCGGCCAACACCUCAGUGGUCACCACGCAGGUCUACACGGGAUAGGACGCAUCUUUUGCGGUUGCGGGAUAACGGAGUAUGAAAUGUUUGUCAUAUAGCCGACGCGUUUUUAUUAAUGUUCUUACAACUCCAUAUGUAUACUUUGAGUUUUUUUACACCAUCGCAUGUAUACCAACCUUUAGCAGCUAGCACUAAGCAUCAUAAGCGCGUGCUUUUUAGAGUAGUGAUGUGUUUUUCAUGUCUAGAUCAUUAGACAACAUGACAUUCAUUGUUAUAGUCAGAUGUUUGUUGAGUGUUAGCCUGUUAACACAUUGGAUGUUUUGAUAUUGUAUGCUGUCAGGUCAGGUUAUUGUCUGAUCUGGAUUCAAUCUGGCCAAUAAAAUAUUGAUAUUUCAGUGAACAA